AUUAGGCUUCGGGGAACCAGCGGAUUGCACUGGAGAGGAGAACGGGCGGGAGGGGGAAGGGGCGGCCGUGGGGGUGGAGCUGGGGCUGUGCGAGAGCCAGUGAGCGAGCUGGGCUCGGGGCCCGCGGGACUGAGCUGGGAGGGAGGACCGAGGAGUGGGGGCUAGGCUGGGUGCAGGGAGGGGACAGAGCUGACGGCGAAAUCCGGGACCGCCGCUGGAACUGUAGUCAGAGCCGGAGCCGGAGCCGGAGCCAGAGCCAGACCCAGAGCCGGUCCGGGCGGCAGAAGCGGCAACAGGGCGCAGGGGGGCCGUGCGCGGCAAUGCAGUGAGAGCAUCUAGGGGAGCAGGAGCCGGGACUAGGGGGUGGGGGGAGGGGAGGGGAACGGGGGACCGCUCUGCAGAAAUGUGACUUCGGUGGCAGCUGCGAAAGAAGCGGGAGAGUCCGUCCGGCUGUGGGGCCGCCGGUGCGGAGAGAAAAAUGAGAACCCAGCUGGCCCUCUCAUUUCUCCUCUUCUUUGUGAUCGGCUAUGGCUCCUCCGAGAACGCCAGCACCUCUCGAGGCUGCGGGCUGGAUCUCCUCCCUCAGUACGUGUCCCUGUGCGACCUGGAUGCCAUUUGGGGAAUCGUGGUGGAGGCAGUGGCGGGGGCCGGGGCCCUGAUCACACUGCUGUUGAUCCUGAUCCUCCUGGUGAGAUUGCCAUUCAUCAAGGACAAAGAGAAGAAGGGGCCUCUGGGCCUGAACUUCCUGUUCCUCCUGGGGACCCUAGGCUUGUUUGGACUGACUUUUGCUUUCAUCAUCCGAGAGGAUGAGACUAUCUGCUCAGCGCGUAGGUUCCUGUGGGGGGUGCUCUUUGCCUUGUGUUUCUCAUGCUUGCUCAGCCAAGCAUGGCGGGUCCGGAGGCUGGUCCGCCAUGGGAAGAGCCCCUCAGGCUGGCACCUCACUGGGAUGGCCGUGUGCCUGAUGCUGGUCCAGGUCAUUAUUGCCACAGAGUGGCUAGUCUUAAACGUGGUGCGCGAUAAGAAGCUCGCUUGCAGCUAUGAACCCAUGGAUUUUGCAUUGGCCUUAAUUUAUGACAUGGUUCUGCUGGUGGUGACCCUGGGGUUGUCCCUCUUCACCCUGUGUGGGAAGUUUAAGAAGUGGAAGAAGAACGGCGUGUGCCUCAUCCUCACCACCUUCCUCUCCAUCCUGAUCUGGGUGGCCUGGAUGACCAUGUACCUUUUUGGCAAUGCAGAACUAAGGCGAGGUGAUGUGUGGAGUGAUCCCACCCUGGCUAUCGCCUUGGUAUCCAGUGGCUGGGUAUUUGUCAUCUUCCACGCUAUUCCCGAAGUACACUGCUCCAUCCUCCCCUCACAACAAGAGAAUACGCCCAACUACUUUGACACGACGCAGCCCAGGAUGCGAGAGACGGCGUUUGAAGAGGAUGUUCAGCUUCCCCGGAGCUACAUGGAAAACAAAGCUUUCUCGAUGGAUGAACACAACGCAGCUCUCCGAACUGCAGGAUUUCGAAAUGGUAGUCUGGCAAACCGACCCAGUGCUCCAUUUAGAAGCAAUGUUUAUCAGCCCACUGAGAUGGCAGUUGUGCUAAAUGGUGGGACUAUCCCAACUGCUCCGCCAAGUUACACUGGAAGACACCUCUGGUGAAAGGCUUUUACAAAGUUCCAGAGAAUAAGAAUCUCUAUUACAGAUAUUAUUCCCUGGCUGAGUCUUUCUUGGGGAGAAAUCAAUAACAAGGAGCGGAACAAAGUCACCGCUCAUCCUGGAGCUUUCAGAAUCCCAGAUAAUGGGGUUUCGUGUAAAUGUGAACACUGGCGAACUGAUAAGCUAAUAACCACCCACACAAUACCAAACCAACCAACAAUUUUGCAGACUAAAGCAAAGCUAAUUUCGUGUAGACUUAGGCUCACUCUUAAAAUGCAACUGGGGAAAGACGGCAUCCUCCAAGUGUCCAAGAACCAAAGUCCCAGUGACUGCUGAGCGGGCCCAGUUUGUUUUGAGUCCAGGUUUCCUUGUAGACCUCUCCCAGUGGCAAGUAUUAGAUCCAGGCUGCCUUCCUCUUGAGGUUGGCGCUGUAUUUCUAAAGGGUACAGAGGAGCGUUGCCACUUGGUUUGCCAGUUGGUUUCUGUGUUUCAGGGGGUCAGAGAGGGAGAGAGUCAUUUGGCGAUCAGUUUCGUGAGUGUGUAUCUGCAGACAUACUUGGAUUAUGGGGCAUUUUACUGAGGGUGGGAGGCCCUGGUUAAUGUUGAGAGAAGCAUUGCACUCCCUGUGAAAAUGCUAGAAACACCAUUAGUGAAGGCUCCCCCACCUCCCAUUCUGAAGAAGUGCACAGUAUCUGGUUGUUAGUUCAUGGAUCCCAUUUAGCACAGAGUUGGACUAGUGUUUGUUGUAUAUGCCCCAUGCCUGUGAUAUUGCAAAUAUGGGAAGAGAAGGGCCCCACAAUGGAGCCUGGGGUAGACAUGACCUGUGUCGUGUGGAAUCUGCCUGAAGUUCUCAGUGUUAUCAAGCCUUCCCAUCCCACAUCCCCAGAAGCCGACCUGAGAAACUGGUGUAUAAGCAUUUUUUCUGAUUUAUCUGUAUUUUGUUUCCAAAUGUGCCGACGGGGCCACCAGCUCAGAAAGCCAGAGGAAUGGGCCAUAGCAGGUUUGCUGCUGACCUGUGUGAUGUGGCUUUCCCAGAGUCCCAUAAGAUGGUGUAUCAAGAAGUCCUACUGCUUAGUAGUGCAAGGAACUUCUCUGUUCUUUAUAUCAAGCUAGUAGGAUCUCCGAGAUGAGGAACAUUUUUGUUUGUGGAUUUUUUUGUUUGUUCUUUGGGCUUUGGAGUAGAGAAGAGAAGUCUGUUAGAUGUUUUAAUCUUGGUUAACUGCAAGUUCUCUGAAAAUGGUUAUUUCAAAACCCAUUACUUCUGCCAUAGUUUCCAUCUGUCUUGAGCAAAUCAUCCCGUUAUGAUUUAACAUUUAUUUAGUACAUAUCCAACAUUAAAAGCAUCAUGGUCUCCUCAUUGUUUAGCCAACAUGAUCCACAGCUUUCUUAAAUACCUAAAGCAAGAUUUUAACCUGACAGUAUUGGAUAUAUACAAGAUGAUGGGUUCUUUUGCAUAAACUAUAAGAAAUCUAUUCUAUUUUCUAGCCUUUAAAAAAAAAAAGAAAGAAAAAAGGUAAGCCACAAAGAACAUGGAAAAGGUCAAUGGUUGGGGAAAAAACAGUCACUGACUUCUAUAAAUUGAAUAAAUCUAUGCUGAAUAAUUAUAACCAAACCUCUGAUUCUUUCUACACUUGAUCUUUGGCUGUGCCCUACAAACCCUCCACCCUGUCUCUGCACAGCGCUGGGGGAAAUGAGAUCGAUCGAUAUUGCCAUUCUUGCCGUGAUCCAUCUUGCAAGUUAUUUUAUUUCCCCCCUCUCUGCAAAUUCAUUUCCCUUUGUGCCAUGCAUGUGAAAAGAAAGCAUGGCAUGAGAGUGCCUGCCCCCAUCAUAUCUCAUCUCCAAUAUAAGCCCUGGGAGCAUGCGCUUGCUUUUAGACAACCAGACACCUGACUUUAGCCCUUGGUGUGUGUUUGGGACGGUGAUUAUUAGAUGGCUUGGAAAUUUUAUAUAUUUGGGGGAGGGGGGACGUUAGGAAAAGGGGGGUGGGAUGUUGCAUGCAGAACCCAUUAUUCUAAAAAAGAAUAAAAAUGAAAUCUCCUAAUGCCUCAGUCUAAUCCAAUUAAAAACAAGUGUUACACAUUCUUGUGCCAGGAAAUGGUUACUUAUCCCAGCUCUAUGAAGUCAUUUGGAGUUGUAGAAUGCCAUCAGUGACAUUUGCCUGCAAAAAAAGUCUCACUUUCCAAAAGGAACCAUUAACGAUGUAACUUUCCUCUAAGCUGUUAUCAAAAUGUCUAAGGUGACUAUGGCCUAGAUGGCAGGAGUGGUUUCUCUUUGUAAAUGCUACUGCUGGAAAGUAACAUUCGCUACAAUAAAAAUGAAAGUGUUUAUAGUCCACGGACAAUUUUAUUUCAGCCAGUUAUCAGAUGUGUUUUUAAGGUUCUGUUUUUGGCAGGGUUUGAAGAUGGAGAAUGAGCUAAUAAAUUGUCAUUUGGGGUGGAGGAGUAAUCCCAGAAAAGAGAGGAUCAUUGUUUUCCUAAUAACCUCACAUGACUCAUACAAAGAUCUUUGCUGGCCGUGGUCUGUGAUAGCAACUGCCCCAGAAAGCAAAGUGUGACAAAGCAUCUCUGUUUAUUAUGGCACCUCCAUUUAUUAUUUGUGUAAACAAGACGUGUUUGCUUUUUAACUUUGGGUAAAAUGGCCUACAAGUAGCACGUCCAUGAUUAAAACACACAGUAACUAUAAGCACAAAUUCUAAUCUCUCAGCGUGAAGUUAGCAGAAGGCACUCUGGGGCCAUAAAAGCCACCAUGUCCCUUUUUGGUGCAAAGCUGGAGUCACCCCAGUUUUCACCGCUCCGCAGAUGGGGAGUGGGUUGGGGCAGCAAAUAGCAAUUCCAAAACCCCAUGGCACCCUCAAACUUGGGGAUGAAAUGUUGCAGUAUUUCACACAUGGCUGUUCCCUGGUUUAAGAGAAAUUGGAUAGAGCUGUGGCUUCCGUGCACCCCCUUGAUUCUGGAAAAAGGUACCGCUGUAUUGUCCAGGGGGGUGAUCUUUUUUCACUCAGAAUGAACCAGGCCAGCUCUUCUUGGUGGGUGAUAGCUGAGUUAGGUGCCUCAGGCCUAACCAAAAAGCUGUGCAAAAAGGGAACAUUGUAGCUUUUAUACUCAAAAGAUUCAACUAUUAUUAUACCAGCUUACAAGAUUACCCAGCAGGUGCUUUUUAUUAACUGAUAAGAGCAGAAGCUCACUUUUGAUAGAUAAUAUAUAUUUAUUAAAUAUAUUAAUGUGUGUUUUAUAAUGUAUGUUCUCCCUCCCUCCCUUGUCCUUCCCCGCUGCUGACCGUUGCAUACUUACAAAGAACACCUUUAAAGAAUUUUCGAGACAAUCAGUGUGUACCAUAAAUGGCUGUAUAUAAGAAUACAAAUUAAGAAGGUUGUAAAGCAUGGGCAGAUAUGUUUUAUUUUCAAAAUGCUGUUCUUAACAAAAAAUAAAGGCUUUACUAUUUACAUA
This is a messenger RNA of Monodelphis domestica (gray short-tailed opossum), 5085 nucleotides long. Its product is annotated as G protein-coupled receptor family C group 5 member B-like. NCBI's taxonomy places the organism in Eukaryota, Metazoa, Chordata, Mammalia, Didelphimorphia, Didelphidae. Gene Ontology annotation, molecular function: protein kinase binding; protein kinase activator activity; G protein-coupled receptor activity. Gene Ontology annotation, biological process: G protein-coupled receptor signaling pathway. The record is from RefSeq and is a predicted model, not a curated record. Gene Ontology annotation, cellular component: extracellular exosome; plasma membrane; intracellular membrane-bounded organelle.